CCAAUAAAAUUUCAAGAAGAAGAAGAAGAAGCGUGGCGCAGUAAAUCUGGGGUGUUUUGCACAGUAAAAACAGCUCUUUUUCCUGAUUAAACGCGACAGCAUGGCGCAGAGCAUGCUGCUGUACUGGGGCUCCGGCUCUCCGCCGUGCUGGAGAGUCAUGCUCGCGCUGGAGGAGAAGCAGCUGCAGGGAUACAAACACAAACACCUGUCGUUUGACAAGAACGAACACAAGUGUGCAGAAGUGCAAGCUCUCAAUCCCAGAGCUCAGCUUCCGACUUUCAAGCACGGAGACAUCGUCGUGAACGAGUCGUUUGCAGCGUGUCUGUAUCUGGAGGUAAAACACACGAGGGGCGUGGCAUGCGACAGAGGGGCGUGGCGUGUGACAGAGGGGCGUGAUGACGUGGCUUUCUAUGAGUGGUACGUUCCUGAAGGAGAGAGACAUGACUCGGCUCUGAAGAGGAAUAAAGAGAGUUUAAUCGCCGAGCUCAAACUGUGGGAAGGAUACUUGGAGAAGAUGGGUAACGGCUCGUACCUCGCUGGCAAGAACUUCACCAUGGCCGAUGUGGUUUGUUUCCCCGUCAUCGCGUAUUUCCCACGACUUCACUGUCCUCCGGAGCGUUGUCCCAGACUGAUGGAGUACUACCAGAUGCUGAAGGACCGUCCCAGUGUUAAAGCCAGCUGGCCUCUUGAGUGACUGGAGAAACCCGAGGGUCAAGACACGCUCAAGAACCUGUGAGGAACGUCUGAACACACCAGCGGCAUAAACCCAUCACUGUAUUCAGUUUCAUCUUCAAGUUCAGCUUACUGUAUUAAAUCACAACCCUUGACUCUGUUCAGUCUGGUUUCGAUUUGCCUGACGUUUAAUCUCGAUCAUUUAUCUUUAACGCAGCGGGCCGCUUUAUUGGUGAACUCGGUUUUGAAAAUAAAGCUCAUCGUGUCUGUAAUGAUUAACAUUCACAGCUUUUGUUGUUGUUCGGCACUAAUAAAGUUUUAUCCUGUUCAGUCCAAAUAAAGAAAAUAUUCACUAUUAUUACAA
Sinocyclocheilus grahami is the source of this 1036-nucleotide messenger RNA. RefSeq names its product glutathione S-transferase A-like. Lineage: Eukaryota; Metazoa; Chordata; Actinopteri; Cypriniformes; Cyprinidae. Gene Ontology annotation, molecular function: maleylacetoacetate isomerase activity; glutathione transferase activity. The coding region runs from base 101 to 694 and encodes 197 amino acids. The record is from RefSeq and is a predicted model, not a curated record. The transcript is spliced from 5 exons. Gene Ontology annotation, cellular component: mitochondrion. Gene Ontology annotation, biological process: L-phenylalanine catabolic process; glutathione metabolic process.